This is a messenger RNA of Gymnogyps californianus (California condor), 2352 nucleotides long. RefSeq names its product ankyrin repeat and kinase domain containing 1 (gene ANKK1). Gene Ontology annotation, molecular function: protein kinase activity; ATP binding; protein binding. Gene Ontology annotation, cellular component: cytoplasm. Lineage: Eukaryota; Metazoa; Chordata; Aves; Accipitriformes; Cathartidae. Gene Ontology annotation, biological process: protein phosphorylation. The record is from RefSeq and is a predicted model, not a curated record.
AUGACUUCGGAGAGAGACCGGCAACUGGGCGGCUUAACUGUCUUUAAUAAGGGGGAUUUUGAAGAAGACUGGGUUAAAGUGGCCAGCGGAGGCUUUGGGCACGUGUACCAAGUCAAGCACAAGAGGUGGAGAACAGUUUAUGCAGUGAAAUGCUCUCCGUACCUGCUGCAGGACUCCAACGUGGAGAGGACCAGUAUGAACUGUCUAAUGGAAGAGGCAACCAAGAUGGAGAAAAUCAAAUUCCAGCACAUUGUCACUAUCUAUGGGGUCUGCAACAGCCCUUUGGGAAUAGUGAUGGAAUAUAUGGCGAGAGGGUCCUUGGAGAAAAUUCUUCCCACUCACAAAAUGUCAUGGCAGCUCAAAUUCCGGGUUAUCCAUGAGAUGGGCUUGGCUAUGAAUUUCCUGCAUAGCAUGACACCUCCUUUGCUGCACUUAGAUCUAAAACCAGGGAACAUCCUCCUAGAUGGGAAUAUGCAUGUCAAGAUCUCAGACUUCGGGCUAUCAAAAUGGAUGGAGCAGUCUAGCCGAAUGCAAUAUAUUGAAAGCUCUGCUUUGAGAGGCACUUUGAGCUACAUCCCCCCAGAAAUGUUUCUCCAGAACAGCAAGCCCCCAGGAAUCAAAUAUGAUGUGUACAGCUUUGGAAUUGUCAUUUGGGAGGUACUUAUGCAGAAGAAACCUUAUGCAGGAGCCAACAUGAUGGCCAUUAUAGUCAAGGUUGCAGCAGGAAAGAGGCCCUGUCUAGAACCCAUCAGUGAUGACUGGCCAGGGGAAUGCCAGCAGAUGGUUGACUUGAUGAAGAGGUGUUGGGACCAAGACCCUAAGCAAAGGCCAAGCUUUACAGAUAUCCCUGUAGAAACAGACAUGCUGCUGUCACUGAUACAAAGCCUUGUAGUAGAUCCAGAGAAUGAGCGCCUUGUUAGGAAGAGGUCCCACAAGCCUGCCAUCUCUGGGAACCAGCAGAGUGACAAAGAAGAGUUCACCUUCCCCCGAGACACCAGAAGUGGUGAAACUGAUGAUCAAGAGGUUCAUAUCCCACCUUCUUACAGUGAGGCUGAAAGUCCAGAGGACAUCCUGUCUGAGGAAAUCUGUAGAGUCCAUGAAAACGGCCUCACAUUACUUCACCUCAUGGUGAUCCAGGGAAAUGUGGAAAAGGUGAAGUUUCUCCUGAGCUGUAAAGCCAAUGUGAACAGCCAGGUAGUCUGUGGCUACACUCCACUCAUUAUGGCUGUUCAGAAGAGGUCGCCAGAGAUCUGCUCAGUUCUGAUAGAGCAUGAUGCGGACAUCAAUAUGCCUGAUGAUGACGGUUGGACACCUCUUCACUUCGCUGCUCAGAAUGGGGACGACAGAAUUGUACGGCUCUUGCUGGACCACCAGGCACAGGUAAAUGCUCAAGAGCAUGACGGGUGGACCCCUCUGCACUUGGCAUCACAGAACAACUUUGAGAAUGUGGCCCGAGUACUGCUGUCUCGCCAGGCUGACUCCAACAUCCAGGAGGUUGAUGGGAAAACCGCCCUCCAUGUGGCAGCUUGCUUUGGACAUGUCAGCUUGGUGAAACUGCUUGCCAGUCAAGGAGCGGACCUGGAGAAAAAGCAGAAGAACCAUAGAACCCCACUUCAUGUUGCUGUGGAGAGGGGGAAGUUCAGGGUAGUCCAUUAUUUGCUGAAGAAUGGGACCUCUGUCAACAGCCUGGAUCAAAAUCAUUACAGUGCCCUGCACCUGGCUGUGGAGGGGAAGUAUCUCAUCUGUGAGAAACUCAUCAAAUACGGAGCCAAUGUGGAGCUGAGGACAGACAAAGGUUGGACUCCCCUGCACCUGGCUUCUUUCAAAGGACACAUUGAAAUCAUCCACCUGCUAAAAGGUAGCCACGCCAAACUGAAUGCCAAAGGAAGCAUGGACUGGACGCCACUUCACCUGGCUACUCGCUACAGCGACGAGCCGGUAGUCUGUGAGCUAUUGAGAUGUGGGGCAGAUCCCAACAUCGCUGAGAAGUCAGAGUGGGCCCCCCUCCAUUUUGCAGUCCAGCGGGGCUCCUUUUUGACUGUCAUCAAUCUUCUGGAGUGCAAGGCAGAUGUCAAUGCUAAGAACAAAAUGGGUUGGACACCCUUGCACCUUGCUGUCCUCAAGGGCAAUAUGGCCAUUAUAAAGACCUUGAUUAAGGCUGGUGCUCUGCUUGAUGUGGAAGAUAUCACUGGCUGUACAGCCCUCCAGCUGGCAAUUAGACAUCAGAGAGAAAAUAUCAUUACGCUGCUUCAAGGCAAGGACUCGUUGAUGAAUAAAUCGGGGAAUAGGACUCCGGUGAAUGAUGCUAAGAUUUCAAGACCCAAAUUUGUUCCAGGAAGGACAGAUUUGUAG